AUGCCCCAAGCAUGUUUCGUGGCCCAGAUUGGGCUUUCAGAAUGCGAAGUAUUUUCCAAGCCCGAAGGAUUCAUAUUGUGUGUUGCUGUUCUGAUUGUGUCGCAUCCAUUUGUGCCUCAGUUUGGCCCUUUGGGCCCUUUGCUUCACGUUCAGGUUUUUCACGACACUGACCAGGAUGCCGACUAUCUGCCAGAGGCCUACAAUAAGGGUGAUGACUGGUUCGAGGCCACUUUGGCCGAUCCUAUGGUCUACACCGGCGCUCUCUACGCCCCAGGCAACGAAUCUGUGUGGUCUGCUCAGCAGAAGAAGCUGGAGUUCAUCGCGUAUGGCUUGGGCGUAAAGAAAGGAGACAAGGCCCUUGAGAUUGGCUGUGGCUGGGGCCGACUUUCCAACUACCUUGCCAGCAAGGGAGCCAAGGUGACAGGCGUCACCAUGUCCUCUGAUCAGCAAGCUUAUGCCAAGCGAAUGAGCAGUCAGCUGGGCAAUGGCGAGAAUGUGGACAUUGUUCUCAAAAACUUUUUUGACCUGCAGUUGCCAGACAAGUCUUUCAAUGUCAUCUCUUCCGUCGAAAUGGCCGAGCAUGUCGGUAUCCGGAACUACAACAAGUUCUUGCGAAAGGUGCAUCGUUUGCUUGCCGACGACGGCGUGUUCUACCUUCAGGUAGCAGGCCUUCCUCGCGGUUACGCCACAGGCUACAACCACUACGAGGACCUGGUCUGGGGCCUUUUCAUGGACGAGCAUGUUUUCCCUGGAGCUGAUGCCUCAUGCCCAAUGGGCUGGGUGGUGACCCAUUUGGAACAGGCCGGCUUCGAGGUACAAAGCGUCCACAACAUGGGAUAUCACUACUCUCAGACCUUAUACCAUUGGCUGCAAAAUUGGGAGGCGAGCAAGGACCGCAUCGUGAAGGCUUAUGGAGAGCGCUCAUGGAGGCGAUGGCGUGUUUUCCUCGCCUGGUCCGUCCGGAUCUCCCGAAGGCUGGGCUGUGGCGAUCGACAGCGAGCCAGCGACGUUGGCUGCGGCUAG
Messenger RNA from Durusdinium trenchii, 1023 nucleotides. Lineage: Eukaryota; Dinophyceae; Suessiales; Symbiodiniaceae. The record is from the annotation of a GenBank genome assembly.